Darwinula stevensoni is the source of this 1833-nucleotide messenger RNA. Lineage: Eukaryota; Metazoa; Arthropoda; Ostracoda; Podocopida; Darwinulidae. The record is from the annotation of a GenBank genome assembly.
AUGACGAACCAUGUCGACACCUCAACGCCGAAACAUUCGGUUCCCUUCGCCCGGCCCCUCAGACCGGCCCGAAACCAGUUCAAACCGCGAGAAGAUCCCACCGGAGACAUCACCCCUAAGGCGGCCCCACAGAAGAAAGUCAAUGAAGGGACAGGAGACGGGGAGCCCAAGGACCCUCCUGAGAUUACAACACCAAGGAAAGAAGAGACUCUUGCUCAGAGAAUGAAGAAGACGUGCAAAAACAUCGACGGAUUCAUCUACGAACUUCCCAAGAAUGGGAUAAUGAAAGACCAGCCUAAUAAGCUGGCCAAGGUCGAGAUCGGCGACAGAGGACCCACCAGCGCAGCUGGAUCGGGAAAGGUUCUCAUGCUUGUCGGCGGCACAGGAGCAGGCAAGAGUACACUCAUCAACUCAAUGGCGAAUUACGUUUACGGAGUGAAAUUGGAAGACGAUUUCCGCUUCAAGCUGAUCGUCGACGAGGGUAGGAAGCCCUCAGUCAAGAGCCAAACCAAGUGGAUCACGGCAUACGUACUACAUCAUCAGCCAGGAUAUGCUUUCCCUUGCACAUUGACGCUCAUCGAUACCCCCGGGUUCGACGAUACAGAAGGACUUCAGGAAGAUGAAAAGUUGAGAGACCAACUUCGGAAAUUAUUUUCCCAAGGGGGAAACAUCGGAGUGGAUCAGCUAGAUGGAGUAUGCUUCGUUGUCCAAGCCUCUCAGGCAAGGCUUACAACCUCUCAAAAGUAUAUAUACGACGCUAUUUUGGCUGUGCUCGGAAAAGAUAUUGAAAAAAUCAUCUAUGUGCUGACAACAUUUUCGGAUUUCCAGAAUCCUCCGGUUCUAGCAACCGUUCGGGAAGCAGGUAUCCCUUACAAAAAGCAUUUCGAAGUCAACAAUCAAGCAAUAUUCGUUAAGUCUGAUGAUGAGCCCAACGAGUUAGUCAAAUGCUUUUGGUCCAUGGGAUAUCGAAGCUUUAAAAAAUUAUUCAAGGUUAUCAUUCAUGCAGAACCCGUAAGCCUGACUCUGACAAAGGAAGUCCUGCAGCAGAGGAAGCAUUUGGAGGCAGCACUCCAGGGCAUCUUGCCACAAAUCAAUACAGCUACAGGAAGACUGGAACAGCUGAGAGAAACGUAUGCAGCUUUGAGGCAGCACGAAGCAGAGAUGAAUGCGAACAAGAAUUUCCGCUACACCGUGAAGGUCGUGAAACGCAUGAAAGUAGACCUGGAUGUCGGAACGUAUGCGACAAACUGUCUCACAUGCAACAUGACCUGUCAUUUCCCUUGCUCUGUUGAGAACGACAAAGACAAAAAUACAUGUUCUGCCAUGCACACUGUAGGAACGAUCACUUGCUGUCAAAUCUGUCCCUGGAAAUGUGCAUGGGAUGAACACGUCAAUAGCAAAUACCGUUUCAAAAUCUACGUAGAAGAUGAAAUGCAUACAUUUACGAAUUUGCAGAAAAGAUAUGAGGCAGCCGUUGGGAAACGGUUGAGUACCAAAGACGUACUAAAUACCCUCAUCAAGGACUUCAAUCAGGAGAGAGCCAAAGUCUACGAGCACACAAAGAAGGCGCACGAAUGCCUACAAAUACUCGACCAGAUAGCCCUGAAGCCAAAUCCAUUGAGCAUCUUAGAGUACAUUGAUCUCUUGAUCAACAAUGAGGAACGACAAGGCAAUGCUGAGUGCAUCCAGAGGAUGAAGUAUCUUGAAGACGCUAAGAGGAAAGUCGAAUUGGCCAAGAAACUGAAGGAAAAUUUUGAUCCUUUCGAAGCAUGUAUGAAAGAGUUCACAGAACUAGGGAUGGAUAUUUCCGUCUUCGAUCCCCAUCCAGACUAA